Rodentolepis nana is the source of this 1986-nucleotide messenger RNA. NCBI's taxonomy places the organism in Eukaryota, Metazoa, Platyhelminthes, Cestoda, Cyclophyllidea, Hymenolepididae. The record is from the annotation of a GenBank genome assembly.
AUGUCACACUUCCCCCAACGUCCUGAUAGAAAUAGCUCCAGCGGCAAUAGUCUUCUACGGCGAAAAGAAACAGGACCUUCUUUGGCUGUUGAUAUACUGAGAGGUCGAGGAUUUGCGAAACAAGAUUACACGGUUGGUUGUUUGACAAGCACUGCAAGUCCACAGUUGAGCAAACUUCAAAACAAACCUACCAUUCCGCCUAUUUACACAGAAGGGGCACCUUUUGAAAGGAAUAUUGAAAGCGGAACGGUGGCUGGUUGUGUCCUCCCUAAUCAUAACACUCCUAUUCGAUCGAGACUUUCAAUUCCUCCGCCACCACCUUCUAGACAAGAAUGCUUUCCCCUCGCGGAUAUCUUCGAGGAUAUCCAUGCAUCCCACAGCAUCCAGAGACGUCCAGAAAAUAUGGGCUGGACAGGCUCUAGAAGUCUGGAUGGAUGGGGAUUUGAGAAUAAAAUAUUCUACGAAUAUCCUUUGAGCUUUAUUUCUAGAAACACGCCAGUUGUUGGGGAAAGAGAAACUGACACUCAACCGAAAAAGAUAAAUUCAAGCAGAAACGAAUGCACGAUUAAUUCGGAAGAACGCAAAUUUAACAAUGUGAGCACUUGUACAAUGUUGGUCUUUCCACGGGCUGAAUGUGUACCAAUGAGUUCUGUGGCCUCUUAUCUUGAAAGUGAUCAUAGUAUAGAAAAGGCACCGCUUGCACGAAUUACUCAGCCUCAGCGAUCAAUCAUGUCAGCCGACGACGAAACCUCUCUUCCUCAAAAUUCGACCACCACUCCCCGUUACUCCUUGAGUAGUAACUCCAGCUCAAAACCUCUUCGUCAACGCUCUCCUUGGAAAAGCUUCCUCAAAGAGUCCUCCAUUCCUGAUGUCCCAGUGGAUAACCGAGAACCCCCAAGAAAGAAGAGUGGUCAACGCAGACCCAGUCGUCUUAAAUUUCUCUCUCCAAGCCAUCGUCGUCUUUCUCUCGAAAAGUCCGUAACUUGGAAGGAUGAUAGGAAAAAGGCCCAAAAAGUCGAUAAGCUCGCUCUGCCAACACAAUCUUCUAUGGAUUUGCAGACAACACAAAUGGAUGAACUCGUCUCUGUACUAGCAGAACUCUGUGAUACGUUGGAGAAUUCUUCCAUCUUCGUGUCUGCCUCAAUGAAGCGGGAGGCUUCGCUUGAUAUCUGCCCACCUAGCUCCACACAGGCGUUAUCAAAAAUGACGGAUCAUAGGAGAAGAAGUCUUGAAAUGGGCAGAGAUACAAAACAGCUUUCAAUUCGUAACGAAAAAGUCGUUGUCGAAGUGCGAGUGGUUUUCCUAAAAAUUGGGGAAAUCGAUACGUUGAAAGAAUUUUAUCAAGCAGACGCGUUCUUGCAGACGAAAUGGCGCGAACCCAGACUUGACGGUAAACUUCCCGAUGAACUUGGAACUGUGGAUUUGGAGCGUUAUUGGAAUCCCCUCUGUUACAUUGACAACAUUCUUUCAGAAACGAAGGAGGUUCAAUGGUUGUCGACAUCUGUGGGUCCGGGGGGUGAAGUUUACAUCAUCGAACGACGUCGAAUAAAGGGCGAUCUCACAAUUACAGUGACAACUGAAAGACCUGAUACGGAAGUUGACUUGAUCCCAGACCACAAUGAGAUGUCUGCCAUCAAUAAGCAAACUUUCGUCGACCAACAGGAAUGGAAAUUGCAUGAACAUGUGGAAAUAACCAAGAGAGUUAUCCGCCAGGAGUAUUCAAGAUCUAUGAAGAGUCAUCCUUGUCUCUCCGUCACAUGUCGAGCUGCUAGAAGGCCCGGCUACUUUUACUGGAAUGUCUUCCUCAUUAUGUUCAUGAUCUCUGGACUUUCCUUCGCAACAUUCGCUGUCUCCCCAGACAAAGCUGAGUUAAGACUUCGUCUUUCUUUCACACUGAUUCUAACAUCCGUCACUUUCAAAUAUGUCAUUACUCAAAGUCUACCGCGAAUAUCCUACCUCACGUAUAUGGUAAGUCACAUGUGCUAG